GAGGAGGAGGAGGAGGAGGCGGAGGAGGAGGAAGAGGACGUGGAGGUGAUGAGGAAGAGAGGCGGCGCGGAUGGAGAGGGAGGAGGGCGACUACCAUGUGACCACAGCAGCUUUUAACGGGCAGCGCAGACCGGGAGCAGGUGGAGCCGCGCGCGUUACCUGUCGACAGGUGAGAGGAGCCAGGCUGGAUCCGCAGUAUGCUGAGGGAGUGCCCUCGCCCGGAAACAUGUACGUGAGUUACCUGCAGCUGGAGAAGGACUCUGCCAUGUACCCGCACCAGAACCCGGUGACCCGCCACCCGGGGCUCAGCUUGAGCCCGCAGAACUUUCCGGUCCCUGCCCCGCCACAGUACUCAGACUUUGGCUACCACCACCACCACCACCCCCACGGCAUCAGCAACGACCCGCACUCGGCCCAGCAGCCCGGGCCGGGCACCGGCUGGAGCUACCCGCCUCCGCCUCCGCCCACGCGGGACGACUGGUCGACGCACCACUACGGCCAUCCAGCCGCUGCCGCGGCCGCGGCGGCUGCUGCCGCGGCCGCGGGGGGAGGACCUUCCACGCCCGCCAUGCCCGGCGCCGUGGGUCCGCUGGGGUUCAGCCCCCAGGAGUUUCCAGGGCAGCCGCUGCUGCCGCAGACAGCGGGGCAGCUGUCCCCCGGGUCGCCGCAGAGGCGGAACCCGUACGACUGGAUCAGACGCUCCUCCGAACGACCCCCCAACCCAAAUGGAAAGACGCGGACUAAAGAUAAGUACCGGGUGGUUUACACUGACCACCAGCGUCUGGAACUGGAGAAGGAGUUCCACUACAGCAAAUACAUCACCAUCAGGAGGAAGGCAGAGCUCGCCACAUCCCUCAGCCUGUCGGAGAGACAGGUGAAGAUCUGGUUCCAGAACCGCCGGGCCAAAGAGCGCAAGAUCAACAAGAAGAAGCUUCAGCAGCCGGCCUCCUCCACCACCACACCUACCCCUCCGAUUGGCAGCAGCGGCAAUGUGGGAGGGGGAGGCAGUCUCCAUGGAAACAGCAGCAUCACCAUGGUGACCAGCAGCAGCGGAAGCAGCGGGCUAGUUUCACCUUCAUCCCUGCCUCUGAACAUCAAAGAGGAGUACUGAGGAUAGGUCUGCUGGCGCUGGUGUCAGGGAAAUGGACGGAUACUUGUCCUAUCACUUCCCAGCUCUUCUCUAACAGCUGAAGUCUGAUGACAGUGAGCAGAAGGCAAUGGUCCUAGCACCAGCAUGUUACACCUCUCUUCGGACCGUUGCUAAGGAUAACUUCAAACUGUUACUCUGCUCGAUGGGAUGUCAGCGAUUGAAGUAAUUAAAGGUGAUUGAAGGAAGGAAGUUGAACCUUGUCAACACCCAAAUGUCAUGCUUAUAGCACAAAAAUGGGUUUGGAAGAGUACAGCUACUCUACAUUGUUUACCUUGGUAAACAAUUAGGUCAUCACUGACUGAGGACCAGCAGAGCUCGUUCUCAUGAUUCCUCCCAUCAGUCAAAUGGGUUCAGUGACUAAAUGAGUAGGUUCGUGAGAUGUGAUUUGAAACACUCAAACCUUCGUCAGAUAUGAAACAUAACUAAGGGUAACACUGACGUUCAGAUCUUUGCUUGAUGAUGCUGCAUAAUUUAUCUUGUUUCAGUUGCAACUGUGUGCAACUGUUGUACUCUCCUCAAACCUUAACUUAAGUAUCCCAGACAGACACGCACGCACGCACGCACGCACGCACGCACACACACACUCAGACUCUUCAGGCUCCAUUUGAUUCCUUUUGUGUAAAAUGGCUGAUUUUUCUUGUCAGACUGUAUCAUGUGUAUAUGUUAAAUUGUAAUUUUAUUAAAUUCUGAAAGCUUUAUUGUAAAAAUGACUUCUGCUCAUUUC
This is a messenger RNA of Betta splendens (Siamese fighting fish), 1874 nucleotides long. RefSeq names its product caudal type homeobox 1 b (gene cdx1b). Gene Ontology annotation, cellular component: nucleus. Bases 71 to 1111 code for a protein of 346 amino acids. The record is from RefSeq and is a predicted model, not a curated record. The transcript is spliced from 3 exons. NCBI's taxonomy places the organism in Eukaryota, Metazoa, Chordata, Actinopteri, Anabantiformes, Osphronemidae. Gene Ontology annotation, biological process: regulation of transcription by RNA polymerase II; embryo development; cell differentiation. Gene Ontology annotation, molecular function: RNA polymerase II transcription regulatory region sequence-specific DNA binding; DNA-binding transcription factor activity, RNA polymerase II-specific.